Molecule: messenger RNA, 7582 nt
Organism: Lindgomyces ingoldianus
Lineage: Eukaryota; Fungi; Ascomycota; Dothideomycetes; Pleosporales; Lindgomycetaceae
Exons: 5
Coding region: 121-7323 (2400 amino acids)
Biological process (GO): TOR signaling; negative regulation of macroautophagy; protein phosphorylation
Cellular component (GO): TORC2 complex; TORC1 complex; nucleus
Molecular function (GO): protein-containing complex binding; protein binding; protein serine/threonine kinase activity
Source: RefSeq, a predicted model, not a curated record
GAACUUUAAUUCCCCCCAGAGAGUCCCUCGCAUCGUUCCGACACUUCGCCCUCUUCCUUUCUAUGGAAGCCUCCAAUCUCCUCCCUUUUUCUGCCGCGUGCUUCAGGUGAAGCCGACAAUAUGGCACAGCCAGCUCCCUUUGCGUCCAUCCUGGACCGACUCUUCACAGAGCUCCGGUCGAAGAAUGAUGACAUGCGACUGAAGGCCGCCCAUAAUAUACGCCAGACAGUGGAGUCGGCUCACCGAGAGCUUCCUCCGAAUACAUUCGGUCAGGUCUACAACGACGUCAAUCAACGCAUCUCUCUUCUCAUUGUCUCCGGGAAUGAUUCCAACGAACGCAUUGGCGGGAUUCAUGCCCUUAACGCACUCAUCGAUUUUAAAGGCGACGAUGCCGGCCAGAAGACUACGCGAUUCGCCAGCUACCUUCGAGCUGUCAUGCGCGGGACAGAUACAGCGUCGAUGGUGGUGGCGGCGAGGGCACUCGGACGAUUGGCAAAGCCCGGAGGAACACUGACGGCGGAGCUGGUCGAAGCCGAAGUCAAAGGAGCCCUCGAAUGGCUGCAGCUUGAGCGGUCGGAGAAUCGCCGCUUUGCAGCUGUCUUGAUCCUCCGGGAGCUGGCCAAGAAUUCUCCUACACUAAUGUACCAAUGGAUAGCGCAAAUAUUUGAGGUCAUCUGGGUGGCACUCCGAGACCCCAAGGUCCUUAUUCGGGAAUCAGCGGCGGAAGCCAUCAGUGCUUGCUUCGAGAUCAUCUCCCCGAGAGAUUCACAGAUGCGACAACAAUGGUUCGGGAGGGUGUACGAUGAGAUCUUGAAAGGCUUCACAAUCAAUACGAAUGAGGCCAUCCAUGGAUCACUUCUCACCAUGAAGGAACUACUUGACAAGAGCGCCAUGUUUAUGAACGAGCAGAAGUAUAGAGAAACUGUUGAAACUGUUCUGAAGUACAGGGACCAUCGCGACGCUCUCGUACGGAGAGAGGUUGUCCUAAUAAUUCCGAUUCUCGCCAGCUAUUCACCCACCGACUUCGCUACCAAGUACCUCCAUCAAUGCAUGCUCCACCUUCAGGGCCUUAUUCGGAAGGAUAGAGAUCGGGACAAAGCUUUUGUUGCGAUCGGCCAAAUUGCAAAUGCAGUCGGGGUUGCCAUUGGUCCUUACCUCGAUGGAAUUCUUGGAUUCAUUCAGGAGGGCCUCGCUGCUAAAGCACGAAACAAGGCGGCGAUCAACGACGCCCCGAUAUUCUCAUGCCUCAGCAUGAUUGCAGCCGCAGUCGGCCAGACACUAAGUAAAAAUGUUGAGCGGUUGCUGGACCCUAUCUUCUCAUGUGGACUGAGUGAUUCCUUAUUCCAAGCGCUAGUGGAUAUGGCCCACUAUGUUCCACCUUGCCGACCGAUCAUCCAGGAGAAACUUUUGGACCUUCUCAGCCAGAUCCUGGCGGGUCGACAUUUCUUGCCUUUGGGUAACCCACACCAAGGAUCCUCCCCACCUCACAUAUGGACUCGUGAUCAUAAAGAUCCCCAGCAAAUAACACAGAAGGAAGCCGAAAUUGCCCUCGCUCUCCACACACUUGGGAGCUUCGACUUCACUGGCCAUGUUCUCAAUGAGUUUGUCCGCGAUGUAGCGAUCCGCUACGUUGAGGCAGACAAUGCUGAGAUUCGAAAACGCGCUGCGUUGACUUGUUGCCAGCUCUUUGUCAAGGAUCCUAUCGUACAUCAGACAAGUACACAUGCCACCAAGGUCGUGGGUGACAUUAUUGAGAAACUGCUCACAGUUGGUGUUGGUGACGUCGAUCCUGAGAUCCGGUGGGAAGUUCUAAUGGCCCUCGAUGCUCGAUUCGAUCGCCACCUGGGGAAAGCUGAUAAUGUUCGAACUCUGUUUCUCGCUCUAAAUGAUGAGGUAUUCGUUAUACGAGAGGCAGCCAUGUCUAUCAUUGGCCGGCUUACUACCGUCAACCCGGCCUAUGUCUUCCCUUCGCUGCGCAAGGUUCUUUUGCAGCUAUUAACGGAAGUAAAUUAUGCAAACAGUCCGCGAAGUAAAGAGGAAAGCGCCAAGCUGAUAAGCAAUCUUGUGGGUUCCGCAGAUGCUCUUAUCAAACCACUCGUAGAUCCCAUUGUUGCGGUUCUCCUCCCGAAAGCCAAGGAUUCAAAUCCAGAGGUUGCUUCUACAACAUUAAAAGCCAUCGGAGACCUAGCUACUGUUGGUGGCGAGGGCAUGGUCAAGUACAUUCCGGAACUCAUGCCCAUCAUUCUCGAAUUUAUGCAGGACCUGAGCUCUGACUCGAAACGCUUCUCGGCCCUGCGGGCUCUAGGACAGCUUGCGACCAACGCAGGCUAUGUCAUUCAACCAUACCGGGACUACCCAGAACUCAUGAAUAUUCUCAUGAACAUUGUCAAGACGGAAUCAGAGGGCGAUCUCCGCCGUGAGACCGUCAAGCUGAUGGGCACCCUUGGGGCUCUGGAUCCGGACGAGUACCAGAAGAUAAUGGAACAGUCUCCGGAUAAACACCUCGUCGCUGAGUCGCAAGCAGUUACUGAUGUCUCUUUAAUCAUGCAAGGUGUUACUCCUUCUAAUGAAGAAUACUAUCCAACGAUCGUCAUUAGCACGCUCAUGGGAUUGCUCAAGGAUACGUCUCUAGUACAGUUUCAUUCCGCAGUCGUAGAUGCUGUUAUGAACAUCUACGCCACAAUGGGCCUAAAGUGUGUGCCGUUCUUGAACCAGGUAGUUCCUGGAUUCUUGAUGGUCAUUCGAGGUGCCCCUCUUGGACGUGUCGAAGGAUACUUCAAUCAACUCAGUCAACUUGUACGAAUCGUUCGCCAACACAUUCGGCCUUACCUACAGAGCAUAUUGGCGACAAUUCAAGAAUACUGGAGCGCCAACCCUCAAUUACAAUCGACGAUUUUGUCUCUCAUCGAGGCAAUUGCUCGAUCUUUAGAAGGCGAGUUUAAAGUCUAUCUUGCGGAUGUUCUUCCUCUCAUGCUUGGUGUGUUGGACCAAGAUCAAACCGGCAAGCGUCUUCCUUCAGAAAGGGUGUUGCACGCAUUCCUUAUUUUUGGGUCUAGUGCAGAGGAGUAUAUGCAUCUGAUCAUUCCAGUAAUGGUCAAAAUGUUCGACAAGUCUGGUCAACCUGUUCAAAUCCGGAGACAAGCAAUUGAGACUCUGGGACGACUGUCAAAGCAGGUCAACAUAUCUGAGUUCGCAGCACGGAUUAUUCAUCCACUUUGCAGAGUGCUCGCAGGCCAAGAGCAAUCUCUCAAACAGACGGCGCUUGAAACUCUAUGCGCACUAGUUUUUCAGCUCGGUCCGGAUUACAUUCACUUUGUUCCAACGGUCAACAAGAUCUUAGUUACGAAUAAGGUUCCUCAUUCCAACUACGCCCUUAUUGUUUCUAAACUUCAGAAAGGCGAGCCUUUACCCCAGGAUCUCAGCCCUGAUGAGCGUUACGGAGAGGAUGAUGAGGAUCUCAACCCAGCUGAAAUUCUCACCAAGAAGUUGGCCGUGAACCAACAGCACUUGAAGCAAGCUUGGGAAGCUUCGUCAAAGACCACUCGAGAGGACUGGAUUGAGUGGAUGAGGCGCUUCAGCGUUGAGUUGCUUAGAGAGUCUCCGCAACAGGCUCUCCGUGCGUGUACUCCCUUGGCCAGUAUUUACAACCCGAUCGCGAGAAGUCUCUUCAAUUCCGCCUUUGUUUCCUGUUGGACCGAGUUAUAUGAUCAAUACCAAGAGGAGCUCGUGCGAUCUAUCGAGACUGCACUUACGUCUCCAAAUAUUCCCCCUGAGAUCCUCCAAAUCCUGUUAAACUUGGCAGAGUUCAUGGAGCACGAUGACAAAGCCCUCCCAAUCGAUGUACGGAUACUUGGAAUGUACGCCGGGAAGUGUCAUGCGUUCGCAAAAGCUUUGCACUACAAGGAGCUUGAAUUCAAUGCCGAGCAGAAUGCUAGCGCAGUUGAAGCAUUGAUUAGUAUCAACAACCAGCUUCAGCAGACGGAUGCUGCAUUUGGUAUCUUGCGUAAGGCACAAGGUUACCAAGAUGUUGAGCUGAAGGAAACUUGGUUCGAAAAGCUUCAAAAGUGGGAAGAGGCAUUGCAAUCCUAUCAGCGAAGGGAGCGGGAUGAACCAGAGUCCUUUGAAAUCACUAUGGGCAAGAUGCGGUGUCUCCACGCUUUGGGUGAAUGGGAUCUCUUGGCUACUCUCUCUAGGGAGAAGUGGGCCACUGCAAGUCAGGAAUAUCGCAAGGCAAUCGCACCACUUGCUGCAACAGCCUCCUGGGGAUUGGGCAAAUUUGCAGACAUGGAUGCCUAUCUCAGCGUCAUGAAAGAGCAGUCACCCGAUAGAGCUUUCUUCGCUUCCAUUCUCAACAUCCACAACAACCAGUUUGAGAUCGCUACAGAGGAGAUCACCAAAGCUCGCAAAGGUCUUGACACAGAACUAAGUUCACUCCUGGGAGAGUCAUACCAGCGCGCUUACCUACCUAUGAUCCGCGUACAGAUGUUGGCGGAGUUGGAAGAAAUCAUUCAAUAUAAACAGAACGAUGGUAACCUCGAGAAGCAAGCGAGUAUGCGGAAUACCUGGAUGAAGCGUCUCAAGGGCCUGCAACCAAACCCUGAGGUCUGGCAACGAAUGAUGAAAGUCCGUAAACUUGUCAUUACGCCACACGAAAGCAUGGAUAUGUGGAUCAAGUACACAAACCUCUGUCGAAAGAAUGAACGUCAUGGGCUGGCAGAGAAGGCGCUACAAAAAUUGCUGGACAUUGAUACCGGUAAUGUCUUCACCUACGCCCGGGCACACGCCCAUGAGAUUCCGUACCCGGUGUCUUACGCGGUCUUCAAGUUCAUGUGGGCUACACCAAACCACCAGCAAGAGGCACUAGAAUCACUAAAGGACUUCACCUCACGACUAUCCGAUGAUCUAACAAUCAGAGCACGGGCUGCUGCCAAUCUUAUGCUUUCACCGAAUGGGAUGAACGGGAUGACAAAUGGACAUGUCAUUAAUCCAUUGAACCCAUUUGCUGCUACCAAUGGUAUCAAUGGUGUCAAUGGGAUGAACGGCUCUAGCUUGCUCAAUAGCUCAGGCUCCGCCAACUCCCCGAGCGAUUUACCUGACUGUCAGCGCCUCCUCGCAAAAUGCUACUUAAAGCAGGGAGACUGGCAAUCACAAUUGCAUGGGGGCGAAUGGGACCACGACCAAGUCCACGAAAUCCUCUCCGCAUAUGCUGCAGCAACCCGAUACAACCAGAAUUGGUACAAAGCAUGGCAUUCCUGGGCCUUGGCCAAUUUCGAAGUCGUCAAUUCGAUUACGUCUCAGGCUGAUCGCGAAACCACUGAAAUUCCGUCGAACGUUGUUCAUGACCAUGUGGUCCCUGCUAUUCAUGGAUUCUUCAAGUCUAUUGCUUUGUCAUCAUCGAGCUCACUUCAAGACACUCUCCGACUCCUGACCCUGUGGUUUAGCCACGGCGGACUGCCUGAAGUUAAUCGUACUGUCACUGAAGGCACUAAAUCUGUACCCAUUGAUACUUGGUUGGAGGUUAUUCCCCAAUUACUUGCACGCAUCAACCAGCCGAACCCUACUGUUAGGCAGUCGAUUCACCAGCUCCUUAUCGAAGUUGGCAAGGCGCACCCUCAAGCUUUGGUCUUCCCUUUGACAGUCUCCAUGAAAUCUGACGUCUCUCGAAGAUCAAGGUCUGCCAAAGAGCUAAUGGAGGCAAUGCGAGAACACUCGCCGCGACUAGUGGAGCAAGCCGAUUUAGUGAGCAAUGAGUUGAUCCGUAUUGCGGUCUUAUGGCAUGAGCAGUGGCAUGAGGGCCUUGAAGAAGCAUCCCGUCUCUACUUUGGCGAUCGCAAUAUCGACGGCAUGUUUACAACGCUAGCACCGUUGCAUGCAAUGCUCGACAAAGGACCAGAGACCCUGAGGGAGAUAUCGUUCAUUCAGUCGUUCGGCCGAGAGCUGCAGGAAGCCCGCGAUUGGUGCAAUACAUUCCGUACAUCUGGUGAAAUGGGUGAUCUCAACCAGGCUUGGGAUCUCUACUACCAGGUGUUCCGCAAGAUUGCUCGCCAACUGCCAUCUCUCAUGACUCUUGAGCUUCAGUAUGUCUCUCCUAAGUUGAAAGAAGCGUCCGACCUCGAACUUGCUGUUCCUGGAACAUAUCACGUCGGCAAGCCAGUCAUUCGCAUCAUGUCCUUCGAUCCAGUGUCCACUGUCAUCCAAUCCAAGCAACGCCCAAGAAAAUUAGAGAUGCGCGGUAGCGAUGGCAAGACACACACGCAUAUUUUGAAAGGUCACGAAGAUAUUCGCCAGGAUGAACGCGUCAUGCAAUUGUUCGGUCUCUGCAACACCCUUCUCAUGAAUGACACCGAAUGUCGCAAGCGACACCUCAAUAUCCAGCGUUACGCUGCCGUACCUUUGUCGACACAGUCUGGCCUUCUUAGCUUUGUGCCGAACAGCGACACUCUUCAUGUUCUCAUCCGAGAAUACCGCGACAGCCGCAAGAUUCUGCUCAACAUUGAGCACCGCAUCAUGUUGCAGAUGGCACCUGACUACGAUUGCCUUACCCUAAUGCAAAAGGUAGAAGUGUUCGGAUAUGCGCUUGAUAACACCACGGGACAAGACCUCUACCGAGUUUUAUGGCUGAAGAGCAAGAGCUCCGAAGCUUGGCUCGAUAGGCGCACAAACUAUACUCGAUCUCUCGCAGUCAUGUCUAUGGUCGGCUACAUUCUCGGUUUGGGAGAUCGUCACCCUUCCAACCUAAUGCUGGACAGGGUCACUGGCAAGAUCGUACACAUCGACUUUGGCGACUGCUUCGAAGUUGCCAUGCAUCGGGAGAAAUAUCCGGAACGCGUUCCUUUCAGAUUGACCAGGAUGUUGACGUAUGCUAUGGAAGUCAGCAACAUUGAGGGCAGUUACAGGACGACUUGUGAACAUGUGAUGAGAGUCUUGCGGACGAAUAAGGAGUCCGUUAUGGCCGUCCUCGAAGCUUUUAUCCAUGAUCCCCUCUUAACCUGGAGACUUGGCAACCGCGAAUCCCCACCAGAACCAUCGUUCCCAUCUGAACGCCGUCAAUCCAUCAUCGGCGACGCAGAGCGAGAUAUGAGUUCUCUCGUCCGUGGCCGGCACCGGUCAAGCAUUGCGCCCGCCAACGAAGCUGAAGCAAAAGAAGUCCAGAACGCUCGUGCUUUGCAAGUCCUGUCGCGUGUCAAGGAGAAGCUGACAGGUCGCGAUUUCAAAGCGAAUGAAGAGUUGAAUGUAUUUGCACAAGUAGAUAGGUUGAUUAAAGAGGCGACGAAUUUGGAGAAUCUGUGUCAGCAUUAUAUCGGCUGGUGCAGUUUCUGGUAAUCAGGUUCGGAUAAUGGAAACAUAGGGCUGCCUAGCAUUGUCAUCCUUUUUUGAUUUCUUGCAGGAAUUACGGUUACCAUGGAGGGCGCUAAGUUUUAAUUUGAUGCCCAGGGAACCUGGAACGGGUAUGCGGGUCGCUUUUUCUUUGUCGUUCAAAUGUGUUCCGAGAUGGAUAUGCAUGCGCUUUUUCAGCGGCAUUUGGCGGCGCAUGGCAAGGUAAUUGGGAAUGGGUUUGGGUUUUCGGAAGUGCUGCUCAUCG